UUUACUCAGCGCUGUUUGCCAAGCACAGUUUCAGAGCUCCGCUGGCUCUGGCGCGGCGGGGUCUCCUCUGAUACCCUAACACUUCACCAGCCCCUGACAAGACAGACAGAACACUAGUAAGAGAGAGAGAGAGAGACAGACACCUGUCUAAGGUUUAAAACCGAGCCAGAUGCGAAAGGUAAGGUGUGUGUGUGCGUUUGCGUUUGCGCCUCCCUGAUGGCAGCCAUGGGUCUCAAGUUACUCAGGAGGCAUAAGAUUACUGAAAGAGAGAGAGCUUUAUCAGAGCACAAGUGUGUGCGGGAAUCUGAUUGUAACGGUGGGCUGAGAAGGAGAGCGAGACAGAGGUAAAGAACAAAUUUAGAGAGAGACAGACAGAGACAAAGAGACGGAUAGGGAGAGAUGGUGGAGGACCAAUUAACCUGGAACUGAGUGCUCAGAGAAGGACUGUCCUGUCCCAGAGGUUCUCCCUGAUCAGGUGACAGUAUCUUGGGAUUCGGCUCUCUGCUGCAGAACAAGCCAGGGUAAGCCUUAAUCUUCCACUGAGCUCUUUGCACUUUGCAGAGGACAGUGGGCUGGCUGGCCUGUGCUUUUGGCUGUCCAUCAGCCAUUUCAUCCUGGGUUAGGAGCUUGAUCUGAACCUCAGGGAGGGGAGGGAGGCCAUGGAGGUUCCUCUAGUCAACUUCGAGAAUCUGGACGACAUCGGAAUCAACCUGGGAGACCCGAGCGAUUCAGGAUAUCCAACUUCACCCACCUCAGACGCCCCAGAACCACACUCACCUCAAAGAAGAAGGCAGUCCAGACACACACCAACCUCUCCACCAACCCUGAGCAAGAAAGGAACGUCAAGCUGCAACAGUCUGAUUUCCAACUGGAAGGUCCUGAUGAGCAGCGAAGGCACUCCCAACGAGGCUCUUUUGGGAAAAAUGGCCAAGGAUUAUUGUGAGGACUAUUUUGGGGAAAAGGAAAAACUUGAGGAGGGCGAACAAAAAGUGGUCAUCAAUGUCUCAGGGAUGAUGUACGAGACAACACUCAAAACCCUGAACCAGUUUCCAGACACCUUACUUGGGGACCCCAUGAGGCGGAUUGAUUAUUUCGACCCCAUGAAGAAUGAAUAUUUCUUUGAUCGUAACCGCCCCAGCUUUGAUGGAAUCCUCUAUUUCUAUCAGUCCGGGGGUAAGAUUCGGAGGCCAGCAAAUGUGCCAUUGGAUGUUUUUGCAGACGAGAUUGUGUUCUAUCGACUGGGGCAUGAGGUGAUGGAACAGUUCAGGGAGGAUGAAGGCUUUAUCAAAGACCCUGAGCCUGAACUCCCAACCAGUGAGCUUCACCGCCAAUUCUGGCUCCUCUUUGAGUACCCAGAGAGCUCCAGUGCUGCCAGGUCAGUGGCCUUAGUGUCUGUUUUUGUCAUCACUAUAUCUAUUUGUAUCUUCUGCCUGGAAACACUCCCGGAAUUCCGUGAUGACCACGAGUUUCAGCCUGCGAUUUUCAACUUAACCCGUGAUGCCAAUGGUACGCUCCUGUCCCCUACUCCUCCUCCUAAGACCCAUGUUUCAGUCUUUACUGACCCCUUUUUUGUGGUGGAGACUAUCUGUAUCAUCUGGUUCUGUUUUGAGCUUGGAGUACGCUUUGUGGUGUGCCCAAGCAAAAGUGAGUUUUUUAGCAAUAUCAUGAAUGUCAUUGACAUUGUUUCCAUUAUGCCCUACUUUAUUACUGUCAUAACAGAACUGAUGGCCUCCCACGGAGAGGAUCCUACCGCCAACCAGAAUAUGUCUCUGGCCACGCUACGCGUUAUCAGACUAGUGCGAGUUUUCAGGAUUUUUAAGCUGUCACGCCAUUCCAAGGGACUCCAGAUUCUGGGCCAAACCCUAAAGGCCAGCCUGAGGGAGCUAGGCUUGCUGAUGUUCUUCCUCUUUAUUGGCGUCAUCCUCUUCUCCAGUGCCGUUUACUUUGCUGAGGUUGACGAACCUUCUACUCAGUUUGUGAGCAUCCCGGAGGGAUUCUGGUGGGCUGUGGUCACCAUGACGACAGUUGGCUACGGUGAUAUGUGCCCAACCACAUUGGGCGGUAAGAUGGUUGGGAUACUCUGUGCCAUCGCUGGCGUGCUGACCAUUGCACUUCCUGUUCCCGUCAUCGUCUCCAACUUCAAUUACUUCUACCAUCGCGAAACGGAGCAGGCAGAGAAACUUAUAAUGGAUGCUGCUGCUGAGGCUGCAGCAAACCAGAAAAGCAGUUUGGAGGAAAAGUAUGAAAGCAAUUACUCACUGGACAAGAGCAAUGGGAACUGGCAGACAGGAAAAAAUGGCAUUCCAUAACAUGCAAUGCACUUACAAGCUCUGUUUCCUUGUGUACAAUUUGACAAUAGCUUAGAUUUCUACAAAUAUAUCUAAUGCUAUGCAUAUACCAACAGCACUUUGCAGAAAGUGCUGUUUUGGUGGGAAACCUCAAACUGAGAGCUGUUUUAGCCAAAGGCUGCUAAAAUCAUCUAUAAACCUCAGAAGCACUACCUACUAAAUGGAACCAAAAAAUUACUCAAGAGCAUCCCUUUAAGGCUUUACAGUAAUAGAAACUGAAAUAUAUUGAACUGAGAAAAAAAGAGUAUGAGUCACAGAAAAAAAAUUCUCGUCAUCAUUUGUGAGGUAAAUGGCUGCAUUUGACUGAGGUCAAAACAAGCAUUUAAUUAAUCGCGAUUAAGUGCCUGUGUUGCCGAGUCCCUCAAAUUAAUGCAGAGGAAUCAUGAAUCUGCACUCUGAGCAUCCACCCAGCACCACCUUUUGCUGAUGUUGUUGUUCCUUUAGAGUUCUGCACUGACAUCACCUUUUGUUCCUGCUGCUUGUGAAAGAAAAAGCUUAUGCCAAACUGUUAUCCAUCUUUCAAUGUCACCAAGUAUCUCCUUUAACAGCCUGGUAGUUUUCACACAUCAUCAGGCCUGUUUGGAAUUUAAAUACAGUGUCCUACACAUGCAAGUAUAUUUCGAUGACCCACAGUGCUGUGGCAGCAUCUGCUUGCUGUCCCAGAUUUCCACUGGUGUUUCUAUUCUUAUCAACAUACACAUAGAACGAGAAAGCAUAUACUACAAUUAUAUUUAUAGAGAUUUUUACCAUGCUUGCAAGGCAGCACUGUAUUGAUGUUUCUCAAACAUUCUGGUUAGGGUUUUUACUAAUCCCCUAACCCUAAGUAUCAAACUUUGCAAUUAAUUCAGCUCAAACUGCUCAAUAUACCGACUCUAUUCAAACUUUAUGUAGACAAUUACAGCCUUAGCUGUGCUAUUUUGUUUUGGUAAACUUUAUACUUUUUAAGAAGUGUAAGAUUAAAGAUUAAAGUUGACUUACAUUGAUAGAAUGUUCAGCAUUCAAAAUGUAGUGAUGAUGUCAUCAUAAUUAUUGUCUUCCUUGCAUAUAUUUAACCAUUUAUAGCCAUCUUUACACUGCAAAAUGAUUUUUGUGUGCAGCCAUCUGAAAACAAGACGUGUGUCAUGUCCACUUUAAAGUGACUCUGAUGCUUCAUUUCAUUUACAUGGAAACCAGUCCUAAAACUAAGCUUACCAAAAACUAUAACAAAAUGUAUGUGCUGCCUUGCAAGCACUGAUAUUUCUUUCUGGAAAUGCAAACCUUGUUUUCUUCCAAGUCUUUGUAGGUUGAGUGAGCAGAGCAGUUUUUUACACCAUGCCUUUGCUUGGCAUCUCAAAAGUCACAGUUUUCUCAUCCAACAUUCUAUCCAGUCUCUUGUUAGUCCAGCUGUGCAGUGUAAUCAAACAUGUAUAAAAGCACUCUGGAGACAUACAUAAUAUUAUGAUUAUGACAAAUUAAAGAUAUAGAUUGCAGUCAGUAGUGUGCACAGCACUUAUUUAAUUAACCUAAGCCUAAGGCCUUAUUGGUGUUGGAAGUAAUGCAUGAAUGAGUUGAUCAAAACAAUACUAGUUGGUCAAAGAGUGCACACACAACAGAAGCUUGAAUUUCCAUGUAUAACUCUAAUUAAGCUGACCUGACAAGCCACUAUAAAGGCAGAGAGCAUGAUUGUGCAGUGCAUGUUUAUAAAGAACCCAAUAACAGCUGCUGCAAAAGAUGGAGAUUUCAGCACAUACAUCAUCAAAUCCAGCCUAAAGAUUUACUUGUAAAUGUUCGCAACAUCAGGACUUUUCCUGUGGACUUUAGCAAUAUAAUGCAUUCAUCCUAGAAAUAGACAAGGAUUAAUCAUUAUCUUAUAAGCGUAAAAAGCAUUUCAGCGACAUUCCUAUUUAAUUAUUAUAUGAAAGCAAUUACACAAAGUUCUUUUGCAACCAUGCAAAUAAGAAAAUGUCCGUUGUUGCUCACACUUGCAAUGGAUGAUGUGUUCGUUUGUUUAUUUAUUUGUUAUGUGAUAAAAAAAAAAAUAUAUAUAUAUAUAUAUAUAUAUAUAUAACACCUGUCUUUAGAGUAAGAUCUGUUGCACAUCACAUGACAAUUUUUUUUUUCCUGUGAUUUCACUAUGCCUAUAUUACAGAGAAAAUUCUCUGUCUUCAUAACUUUGUUUCCCCUAGAAGGAGUUCAUAAAAUUUUGCAUAGAUCAUACAUAUGCAUGUUUUAUUUUUUUUUUUUUUUUUUUUUUUUUUUUUUUUUGUAGAAAGCAUUUUAAAUGUUAAAAGAAUAUAAUGAACAUGCAUUUGUUUCCAAAGCAAAUAUUGAUUGUAACAUUUCAGCACUGAUUUAAGCAAAGCAAUACAGCACUUUUAAGGGAAGCUGGAACAAGUUUUCCAAGAUGCUUGAAUAUUAAGAAAUGUAUGCCAGCAGGUAACAUUGCAUUUUUCUGACAUCUAAUGUAUCAUUGCAGAAUAGAGAUUAAAAUGCUUUUUAUAAAGUAUUGCUAAUUUUAAAAGAUGAGAAAUGCAUGAAAAGAUUUAUGAAUUGAUAAAAUGAUCAUGCUUUGACUAGAAGCUUGAAAUCUAAUAUUUAGGCCUAAAUCUAUCCUCCAUUGUGUCAAUGGAAAAUCUAAAAUAUAUUCCCUUAUGCAUGUAUAUUUUAUGUCAUAGUAUGCACAAUAUAAAUAUUAGCAUAUUUGAAAGUCAUUGUUCAAUAGAUUCUGAGAGUUCUUUUUUGAUUUUAUACAAUUAUCCCACCGAAAAAGGUGAUAAUGCCAGUGUUAUGUAUUCAUAAUGGCAUUUAGCAUCUCAUGAAUGUAUGCUAUUCCAGGGUUGGACAUUUUAAACCCCUUUUAAAAUGUAUUUCACUACAGAUUACAGAAUACAUGCUGUAAAAUGUAAUUUGUAAUGUAUUUCGUUAGAAAAUAAUAACUCAAUGUCAGUAAUGUAUUCUAAAGACUUUGGAUUACUUCUUCAGCACUGGUAGAUUUUUUUCACUUGUUUUGACUAUAAAAACUCUGCCAGUACAGUAAGACAAAAUACACAUGUUAAAAAUACAUUCUCUGAAAAACCUAAAUAUCUUAUGCAGUGUUGUUUCUAAAACAAGAUAAAUCAAAUUGAUCUUAUUUUAAGGAUUUUUAGAUAUUUUUACAGGAAAACAAUACAAAAAUUAUUAUCAAGAAUACAAUUUCUGCCCUAAUAUCAAAGGUCUUACUAGAAAACAAGAAAUUAUGAUCUUACGUGAAUUUUCUUGAUAAAAAAUAUAUGAUCAUGUCUGGUAACGUGCAUGUAAAAUGGCUAGAAAUAGCAUUUUAGCUUAGCGUAAAGCUGACAAAUUACACAAGGUUUAUUUCUAUUUCUUCUGCUCCAAACUUACUUCAGACUUACUUCAAACGUACUUCUCUGUCUGCUCAUAUGAAUGUGACACAUCAUAAGAAAGUGUUUCACCGCUGCUCAAAUGCACUUUGGAUCGCAUCAUUUAUAUGUAUAAAUGUUUUCCAUCUGAAAGGACUAUAUAUUAAAAGAAGAAAUUGACAAUAAAAUGCAAAGUAAUCUCUACAGUAAUCAAAAUACUUUUUAAAUGUAACUGUAUUCUAAUUACCAAUGAUUUAAAUUGUAACUGUAGUGGAAUACAGUUACUUAUAUUUUGUAUUUUAAAUACGUAAUCCCUUUACAUGUUUUCCGUUACUCCCCAACCCUGGCUAUGUCUGUAUAAUAUAUAUUUUGAUUGUUUAAGCACUAUAUUUUAUUCAUGAUAUUCUGAGUGCCUUUUAUUAAAUAUAUAUUCCAUUUAAUGGCUCCAUCUUUGUGUAUUUUGACAAGAGCUUACACACACUGUAUGAUUAUGUGGUUACCCAGCACAGUAUCAGAUGUGUUUAUCGUUAAAUAAUGUCCAAAUGAAAACAAUAAUUCACCUCAAAAAGGCACAUUGUGGUUGGCACAAACUAUUUUUAUUUGUAUUUAAUGAAGUCUGUGUUGUAUUGUCCAUUGCUCUACAUAAUUACAAAAUGUUCCCAUAUCUUUUGACAGGGUAGAGGGUGUGUAGAUCAUAAGGUAUUUAUAUAGUAUUUAUAUAAGAGAAGGGGUAAAGGUUUGUCUCAAGUUACUGAGACUGGUGAGAGAGCAACAGUUAUUUGUUGGCACGACUGUUUUUCAGGGACAGAGACUAAACAGUGCAACAUCCCACAAUGAGAGCACAUUAAUCUUUUAGUGCAGUAUGUGUUUGCGUAUGUGUGCAUGCAUUAAUCUUUUAAAGCUCAUGGUCUAUCUGGACAGAAAUGGCUUUUCAAUCUGGUCUUCUUAUGAAGAUGUCCAUCCUUGUGAUCUCAAUGUCUUUUCUCAUUAAAGACCCCAUGCGUUAAAUUAAAAAAAAAAAAAAAAGUUCCUAUUUUAUGUUUUGGUGGGACAUCGAAGGGAUUAUCCUUUUAAAAAUAUAAAUAUAUAUAUAAUUUUAGAGAGAAUUUGAUUGGACAUAAAUCUGUGUAGUGCUGCAUCAGUCAUCAAUGUUUUUGGUCUGUUUCCUGGAGGAGAAAGACUUUACGUAUGUGCAUAUCAGCUAAAAGAGAAUUUUAUCAACAUUUAGGAGUACACUAGCAUAUCAAUGACCUCAAAGCAAAUACACAGACUACACGGACUAAGCCACAAAACCCUAUUCCUGAUUUCAUGGUGUCUUUUAUUUCAUCAGCCUUCUCUUACAAACUUAACCAGCUGAAAACUAAAUUCAGUUU
Messenger RNA from Myxocyprinus asiaticus (Chinese sucker), 7059 nucleotides. RefSeq names its product potassium voltage-gated channel subfamily A member 10. Gene Ontology annotation, biological process: potassium ion transmembrane transport; protein homooligomerization. The coding region runs from base 660 to 2309 and encodes 549 amino acids. NCBI's taxonomy places the organism in Eukaryota, Metazoa, Chordata, Actinopteri, Cypriniformes, Catostomidae. The record is from RefSeq and is a predicted model, not a curated record. Gene Ontology annotation, molecular function: delayed rectifier potassium channel activity; protein binding. Gene Ontology annotation, cellular component: voltage-gated potassium channel complex; membrane. The transcript is spliced from 2 exons.